AUGGCUUCCAGUACAACCUGGAGAUCAGAAAUUGGAUUCUCUGAUCAAGCCAACAGUGCCUUUGAAGGACGUGCAGAAGCGACCAAAUUUGAGGCCGAGGCGUUUAACGGCGCUUCGUCGAAGGCUGAGUAUCAAGCUGCAUGCCAGAAACAUAUUGAUGGGCUGAGAGGGCACCAGACCAAGGAUGAGGACCCUAACAUAUCGGAAGUCAAUCGAGCUUAUGAUCUUGACCCUCGCCCGGGCAAGCAAAUAGGGCCAUACAAAAAGGCUCUGCCUGACAAUGAUGGACUCUUUUCCACCAUUUACAAAUCAAGGAAUGCGGAUGGGUUGCUUGUGGCUUUAAAAGUUACAGUUCCGCAGAUGAUGGAACUGCCGCAUGAUUCGGUGCGUGAAGCAAGGAUAACACGCCGGGGCGAAAGUACCAAUGUCAUUCCAUUGUUGGAUACCCUGCAUGAGCCGGGUCAGAGAUUCGUCUUAGUAUUUCCAUACAUGUGUUAUCAGCUAGAUACAUUGCUGAGCCGGAAUGUCCUCUCUCCACAAGAUAUCCGGUCUCAUUUGCGAGACCUCUUUCGUGCAUUGGACCACAUACACUCACUGGGCAUCAUACACCGCGAUAUUAAACCAUCUAAUAUACUCCUUCGCUCACCAUCGGGGCCGGCGUAUCUGACUGACUUUGGUAUCGCCUGGGACCCGACAGAUCCAGCUUCCGAGCCGGCUGAUGCAAAAAUAACUGAUGUCGGAACAACAUGUUAUCGACCACCCGAGAUAUUGUUUGGCGGGAAAGAUUAUGGUCCUAGCCUUGACCUGUGGGCUGCUGGUUGUGUUGUCGCGGAAGCUAUCGAUAUGCCAACUCAUCGAAAACUCUUUGAUGCUGGUGACCUUGGCAGCGAACUGGCGUUAAUACAUUCCAUUUUUACAACCUUGGGGACACCAAACCUUGACAUAUGGCCGUCUGCCAAAGGGUUGUCUGACUGGGGGAAAAUCGAAUUUAAGCAAUAUCCCCCAAAGCCCUGGGAGGAGAUAUUGAAUGGUGUGCUACAAAAUGGUCGAGACUUGGUGCAACAGCUCGUUCGUUACGAGAGCAAGGAUCGCAUUGCGCCCUGCGAGGUUCGUGAUUCAUACGCGCGCAUAUUUACAUGGUAG
This is a messenger RNA of Trichophyton rubrum CBS 118892, 1143 nucleotides long. RefSeq names its product CMGC/CDK protein kinase. Lineage: Eukaryota; Fungi; Ascomycota; Eurotiomycetes; Onygenales; Arthrodermataceae. The record is from RefSeq and is a predicted model, not a curated record. The coding region runs from base 1 to 1143 and encodes 380 amino acids. The transcript has 4 exons. Gene Ontology annotation, molecular function: cyclin-dependent protein serine/threonine kinase activity; ATP binding. Gene Ontology annotation, cellular component: cytoplasm; nucleus. Gene Ontology annotation, biological process: protein phosphorylation.